AUGUUUCUCAUCCUGGCCUUCGUCUCAUCUUUCUGUUCACAUUGGCACGUGCGACCAGAAUAUGUUUUGACAUCCAUCAGCACACAAUCACUAACUCAAUCGAAACAUAUCUAUCUUCGUUUAUUCGUUUGUUGUAUAUAUCUAUCUAUCUAUCUAUCUGUGUAUCUAUCUCAGUCUUUUCACAUCUAUCUACCCAUCUAUCUAUCUAUGUUAAUCUAUUCAUAUCUAUCUAUUUAUCUAUUUCUGUCUCAUCACUUGGAUCUAUGUAUGUUAGUCUAUUCAUAUCUAUCUCUCUAUCUAUCUCAGUCUAUUGACAUCUAUCUAUCUAUCUAUCUAUCUAUCUAUCUAUCUAUCUAUCUAUCUAUCUAUCUAUCUCAGUUCCAAUUUCAUUCUUUACUUAUGCAUCAAGCUAUCUUAAUCUAUCUAUCUAUCUAUCUAACUAUCUAUCUAUCUCAAUCUUCUCACAUCUAUCUACCUAUCUAUCUAUCUAUGUUAAUCUAUUCAUAUAUAUCUAUUUAUCUGUCUCAUCACUUCGAUCUAUGUAUUUUAGUCUAUUUCUAUCUAUCUAUCUAUCUAUCUCGGUCUCUUCAUAUCUAUCUAUCUAUCUAUCUAUCUAUCUAUCUCAGUCUCCUCGCAUCUAUCUAUUUGUCUCUUUAUAUCUAUCUAUCUAUCUAUCCAUCUCAAUCUUUUUUCUUUUCUCUCCCCGAAGAAGAAUCGACAUACUGUGAUUUCUCAUAA
Messenger RNA from Acanthosepion pharaonis, 738 nucleotides. NCBI's taxonomy places the organism in Eukaryota, Metazoa, Mollusca, Cephalopoda, Sepiida, Sepiidae. The record is from the annotation of a GenBank genome assembly.